Messenger RNA from Epinephelus moara (kelp grouper), 4575 nucleotides. It is a transcript of the gene nags, whose product is annotated as N-acetylglutamate synthase. Lineage: Eukaryota; Metazoa; Chordata; Actinopteri; Perciformes; Serranidae. Gene Ontology annotation, molecular function: arginine binding; L-glutamate N-acetyltransferase activity, acting on acetyl-CoA as donor. The transcript has 8 exons. Gene Ontology annotation, cellular component: mitochondrial matrix. The record is from RefSeq and is a predicted model, not a curated record. Gene Ontology annotation, biological process: L-arginine biosynthetic process. Bases 157 to 1701 code for a protein of 514 amino acids.
UGAGAAGUGCCGACACAGCAGCAGCAGCAGCGGGCUGAAUGAACCUCCCCUCCCGCCCUCUGAGAGCUGUCAGCAGCCGGUCUGAGGAGACUUCAUGCAGGUCUCUCAACCUCCAGCCGCUACCCCGAGGGACCGAGACCUCUGUCAGCAGGCAGCAUGGCCAAAAUGAACAGCGGAGCGUCCGGCUGUCGGGCCAUGGUGAAGGCAGGAAGGUUUCUGGCGGGCUCGUCUCCCGCGGCUCCAACCCGGAGCUCCGGCCAGCGUCAGCGGAAGAUGUUCGGUCCUCAGCGGCGAACGAUGAGCGGUGACGCGUCCGGAGCGGGAGGAAAGACCGCGGCUUUGGCCCAGCAGGAGCAGCUUGUCCCCGCCGCAGACAGAAAUGUGCUGGGUAACCUGAAUCUGAUUUACCGGGACGUGAAGGCCUUUCUGAAUGAAGUCGGCGGAAACCCCCGGGAGGCUCGGUACUGGCUGACCCAGUUCCAGAGAGCUGCCUCGGCUCAGUCUCCGGCCUUCGCCGUGCUGGAGGUGGACAGCUCAGUCUUCUCCAGCAGAGAGAUGGUUCAGAGCCUGGCCUUCGGGCUCUCCUUCCUGCAGCGGAUGGAUAUGAAGCCUGUGGUGGUGAUGGGCCGGUCUGAGUACGAGGAGACGGGGCCCACGGAGCCGGUGGCCGGGUCUCAGUGCACCCAAGGGCUGGUGGAGCGGAGCCAGCAGCUGACCGAAGCUCUGCAGAGACAUUCAGCCACUGUCCUGCCGCUGUUCUCUGCUGAGUCCUUCCUCCUGCUGCAUGAAGCGCCACGUGGGAGCAGCGCUCCACCCUCCGUCACUGUGGAGACCAGCCUCCUCCAGUGGAGUCUGAACUGCGGGACGAUCCCAUUGGUUUGUCCGGUGGGGAGGGACGGGCGAGGCUGCUCGGUAAUGCUGGACCCAACGGAGGUGACGGCUGCAAUUUCCCGAGCUCUGCAGCCCCUCAAAGUCAUGUUCCUGAACUACUCAGGAGGUCUCCGCAGCCAAGAAAACAAGGUGCUGGACAUCGUAUCGUUGCCUAGCGACCUGCCCAGUCUGUCCAUGGCGGCGUGGCUGAGCGCUGUGGAGCGGCGCAGAGUGAACGCCAUAGCCCGACUGCUCAAUCAGCUGCUGACUGAGUCCUCUGCAGUGAUCACGUCCGCCGACACGCUGCUGACAGAGCUGUUCAGCCACAGAGGGUCGGGGACGCUCUUUAAAAAUGGAGACCCCAUACACCGGUACAGCUCCCUGGAUGAGAUCGAUGUCGAGCGCCUGCUCGCUCUCAUCAACAAGUCGUUUAAUAAAACUCUGAGGCGAGACUACAUCGACUCGCUGAAAGGACGACUGCACUCCAUCUACCUCUCUGAAGGCUACAGCGCGGCAGCCAUCGUCACCAUGGAGCCGGUGAACAGCGGCACUCCCUACCUCGACAAGUUUGUGGUGAGCAGCAGUAAGCAGGGUCAGGGCACCAGCCACAUCCUGUGGGAGUGUAUCAGACAGGACCUGGGCAAACUGUUCUGGAGGUCUCGAGCGACCAACAGGAUCAACCCCUGGUACUUUAAACAUUGCGAUGGCAGCUUUGUUAACGGGGUGUGGACCAUCUUCUGGUUCGGUCUGACGGACAUCAGAGAUUCCUACGAGCUGGUGGAGUACGCCAAGAACCUCCCCGACUCUUUCCACAUCUCCUCAGGGUCCUGAGCCGCCGCCGCCUCCUCCUCUUCCUCUUCCUCCUCCUCCUCCUCCUCACAGCUGAUGGUCGUGUAGCUCUUUAACUCUGCUGUGGACAUUGAUUUCUUAUUUUUGAUGUGACUGGACUUUUUUGUUCUUGGGUUUUUCUCGACCUUGAAACUUGAAAACCAAAGUGACAGUGAGGAUUUCACACGUGCCGUGUUUAGACAAACUAUUCAUGAGCCUCUGUUUCUGAAGUUGGGGUUAGCUCGAGGUGUUGCAGUGAUGAGAGGGUUUCAGAGGCAUUUCCACGUCACUAACAAACACUAACACACACAGGUUGUUAAACUGGAAAAGGCAACAUUUUUCAUACAGACAGAACUGGUGCUGUCCAGACUGGAGAAACCUUGACCCAUUCAAACAGGACUGGUAUUAACAGGGGUUGGUUUAGAAAUGACCCCUCCAUGUCUGUGUGUCUCAUGUGCUGCAUUAGCACAGGAUAAGCUAAGUCGUGAGAUGAACCUCCUUAAUUUGCACCCAAAAUGCUGUCAGAACUUUGAUUUAUAAUCACCUCUGUAAGUCUUGACCAGGAAAGAGGUGGAAACAAGACACAGAGAAAACAAAUCCUGGCCAAAAAAAAAAGACCCCAUAUCACAGAGAUGCUGAUGAGCACAUGUUACCUUCAACGAGUAGCCUCGAGGACGAGGGUGGUAACAGUGAGUUUAAACCAGGGGGGGAAGAAUCAAGGGAAACAGAACUAUAAAAAAUGAGAGCCUUCUGUCUGUACCCUGCGUUUAUUUCAUCUGUAUUUGUGCACGUUGUCUGAGAGCUUACUGAUACAGAUGAAAUGGAGCAGGACCACCAGAGAUCGUGGAGGCAGUGCAGUGGCGGUUCCAGCACAUUUGGUGCCUUAUAGGAGCUAGAUUAGUUCAAGUUUCUCACCAAAUGCUACAUUUUAUAAGAUUGCAUUGAAAACAUCAUGCCAGAAAUAAGUUGAUAAAAUGUGCAAAAAAAGUUAAUUAAAUAUCAGGAAAAUAUUAAUAAACUGUCUAAGAAAAUGUUACUGAAAUGUCCAAAAAGCAUCAUUAAAAUGUCUUAAAACAUGUAACUAAAAGGUCAAAAUAUUAUUGAAAUUUGGGGAAAAAAUAAUGAUAAAAUGUCUGAGAAUAUGUUGAUAAAAUUUCCAAAAAAUGAUUAUAAAAGGUCCUAAAAAUAUUAUUAAAAUGCCAGAAAUAAGUUGAUAAAAUGUGCAAAAAAAGUUAAUUAAAUAUGAAAAUAUUAAUAAACUGUCUAAGAAAGUGUUACUGAAAUGUCCAAAAAGCAUCAUUAAAAUGUCUUAAAACAUGUAACUAAAAACAUAAAAAUAACAUAAACUAAAGAUAUUAUUAAAAUGCCAGAAAUAAUAAUAAUAAUAAUAAUAAUAAUAAUGAUAAUAAUGAUAAUAAUGAUACAUUUAUUUACAGAGCACUUUACAUCAAAGUGCUGUGCAGGUGAAAUUAGUAAGAACAUACACAACACUAGUAAAAACACAAACACAAUUUAAAACAGGACACCAUUAAAAAAAAAAAAAAAAAAAAAAAGCAAGCUACCUAAGACUCAAUACGUACGCAGCAAUAAACAAGUGGGUCUUAAGCUUUGCUUUAAAGACCUCAAUCGAGCAAGCCUGUAUAGUUGCAAGAGGAAGAUUGUUCCACAGUGUCGGUGUGCGGUAAGAAAAAGGUCACUCACCGACAGUUUUCUUUAUGACCUUUGGGACAUACAGACGACCACUCCCCCGAGAGCGAGAGCAAAUAAAAAGCAACGAGUUCUGUCAGGUAAGAAGGUGCCAGACCAUUUAAAAUUUUAUAUGUCAAUAACAGCACCUUAAAAUCAGCUCUAACUUGGACAGGUAGCCAAUGAAGAGAGGCCAACAUGGGAGUUAUAUGGUCAUAUCUAGGUGAUCCAGUCAGAAUACGAGCUGCCGCAUUCUGCACCAUCUGUAGACCAUGAAAACUCUCCUUAGGCAACCCGGAUAAAAAAAACAUUACAAUAAUCCAGCCUAGAUGUCACAAAGCAUGGAUAAGGGUCUCAGCAUCUUUCAAUGAGAGGACAGAUCUAACUUUAGCAAUUUUUCUGAGGUGAAAAAAGGCUACCCAUGUCACCUCCUUUACAUGCAGGUCAAAUGAAAGGGUCUGAUCAAAGACCACACCAAGAUUCUUUACCCUGUCCUUGCAAUGAAUGACGCAAUCAUCAAGAGACAGAGUAAAGUCAUCAAACUGGUGGCUCAAUUUUGCUGGUCCAAUAGCUAACAUCUCAGUCUUAGCUGGGUUAAGUAGCAGAAAGCUAGUUGAUAGCCAGGUCCUCACAGCAGCCAAACAGGAUGUAAGUUUGUCCAAAUCAGACCCAUUCCUUGCAACAACAGGCAUAUAAAUUUGCAGGUCAUCGGCAUAGCAAUGAAACCGAAUCCCAAAAGAGCGCAUGAUCUAACCUAGUGGUGCCAAGUACAGUGAAAACAGCAGUGGACCUAGGACGGAGCCCUGAGGGACCCCGUGCCUAACAGGACAAGAAUCAGAAGACAUGUUAUUGUAAAAAACACAUUGAGAUCUUUCUGACAGGUAAGAUCUUAACCAUUUGAGCACCUGACCUGAGAUGCCAAAAUAAUUUUCAAGUCUGUCCAAAAGUAUAUGAUCCACUGUGUCGAAUGCAGCGCUGAGGUCCAACAUCAAGAGAACAGAUGUUGAGUCUGAGUCUAUGGCUAGUAAUCAGUCAUUUACAACUCUUGUAAGCAGACUGUAGUGGCUCAAAUAAAUCAUUUCAGUUUAUAAAAUGUGCAAAAAAAAGGUUCAUUAAAUAUCAGGAAAAUAUUAUUAAACUGUCUAAGAAAAUGUUCUUGAAAUGUCCAAAAAGCAUCAUUAAAAUGUCUUA